CGCUAGUGUCGUAUUUAUUUUCGUUUCGUUGCCAAAAAAUAGUGAAGCCCUUAUAGCGUCAUACUCAUCAUAACUAAUGCUACCAUUCAUAGUUUAGCAAGCGUAAAUAAGGUUUUUAAAAAGCACGUUGGACAAUUGUGUAAAAUUGAAAAUGGCGAUGGAACUGCAACCGUUUCUCCACGAAGUACGAUACGACCAAACCUGGCUGGAACAAAUCCUGCUGCAACUGGGAGAUAUGUUUGAAAUCCGCAUCGUUUGGAACAGUGACACGGCAGUUUUAACGGGAGCAUUUGCUCUAGCUGGCGGGCUCGUGGGUGGCUAUGCGGGGGGCAGGAUGGGCGCUGCCCUGGGCGCUGGUAUUGGAAGUGCAGCAGGACUUGGGGUUUCAACCUAUGUAUCCCUCCGAGAAAUCUGGGCCUCAGUGAAACACCAGCUCAAGGAGAUCCUCUUCAUCAUAUUCAACUACCUGCGGCGAUUGGACCCAGUGGACUACUACCACGCCUUCGAGCUAGUCCUAGCCUGUACAGCUAGUCGGAGAGAACUGGUGCUCACCAUAUUGGACUUCAUCGCUUCCAAGUUGGGGAAGGAAGUGCUGUCCAGCAUUACUGCAGCGUAGGACUUUACUUGGAGAAAGUGGAGGUUGUGAAGUGCUAAUGUUGAAGAAAAUUUUAGCUUUGUGUUUAACAGUUGCACUGUAUGACGCCUGUUCAUACUCGUAGUAUAUGGAUAGGGCAAGAGUUGCAACAUUCCACUCUAUUAUUAUUUUGUAAGGUGCAAUGCGGUAAGUUCGGAAGUGGGGCAAUUUGGGAAAUGGAAAAUAUGAACUUAACUAGAAGCAAGAUGCCUUGGUAAGCGUUGCAGUAGCAAGUGUUGCUUAAAUAUGAACUGCUUCUGGUUUUAUAGACAUUUGCCAUUUUCAAAAUAACCCCGCUUUCGAUGUUACCUAAUGCACCUUACUGGUUAUUGCUAUCCUAAUAGGUUUUGUAGUGUUAUUUCCGGGGACACGGACAGGGACUUUUCUGUAAUGACAACAUUGGUUUAUAAAACCAACAUAUCAAAAAUAUAAUAAUAAAAAAAUCUUAAAUAAUAGGCGGGUCCACACAGCGAGCGAGCGAGCACGUUUGUUCGAGGCAAUGUUCUCGCACACAAACCAGUCAGUGUAGACGUGCCUCGCCUGAGCCGCCUCGGCCGAGGCACGUCUACACUGACCGGUUUGUGCGCGAGAACAUUGCCGUAUGCUCGCUCUGUGUGGCCCCGCCUUAUGGUAUUAUUUACCAUCCCUACACAAUUCAACGUGACGUAAUGUUACUCUGCAAAUCAAAAUAAAUGAAACCAGUCUUAUGAUUAGAUAAUGAAAGGUAACUUGGCUAAAAACUACUUUUUAUGUUCGAUAAGUUUUUUUUAAUUUAGAUGAUGGUUUUCUUUUUAAUUAAAACUAUAUAAUGUGUAAAUAUAUUUUACGUAUUAAUUAUUGAUAUUGUAAAUAUUUUUGUUUCGUAAAUUUUGUUGAAAAUACAAAAUAUUAAAUUUAAUAAAAUUUGUAAAAUUUACUAUUUAUAUAAAUAAUUUGAAAGUGCCUUUGAAAUCGUAAAUGUAUACCUAUAUAUGAUCUUUAAAAAACGUCCGCUGCAUGGGAGGACAAUCAGAUACCUAAGCAUAAAAUAUAUCGUAAUAUUUUCAUACCAGGUACAAGUAGGAUACUUAUUUCAGACCAUUUUAAAAAUUGAAUUUUUUUAAUGCGCUUUUCUGCACUAUCAAACUCAUACUAAUGCACACAGCCAUUUAAUUGUUUGACAAUAGCAAUACUUGUCCAAAAAAAAAAUUGCUCGCCAAUAUUUCAUAGACCGAAACAAAAUUUGUGGUAAAACUAAAAAAAAUGCUUUUUUUAGCAGUUAAAGCUCAGAAUCAGUAUUUAAUUUUGUUUCCUUUGACUCGGCCAUAACUUGACUGCUCAAUAUCCGUUCAAUGUCGGGACAAAAUUACCCACUUUGAGCAGAUUAGAUAAGUGCACCCAUGCACAUUACACAGUGGUUGUUUUGGCUUAGAAUGUGAUCUAAUAUUUGCUCAACAUACAUUUAGUUACAAAUAAGCGUUAGGUUAGCGUCCACCGAAGAUGAGCGAGGCAAAGCGGUGCGUAAAAAAAACACCAAUUAACCUUUUCGACGCCGUGUCAAAUAAAAGCUGUCACCCGGACGCCACGUCACCAAAGUGUCGAAACUGAAAUUGAACCAUAUGCAUAUGCACGUAGGUCUAUGUUGCUCUGUGGUCUGUGACGGAUGAAUCCGUCUUCGGCGAUGGACCUACGGUGCGGAUAUAUCCGCCAUUGGCGUCAAAAAGGUUAAGGUCCGAAGGAAAAGACCGACAUAUAAUAUGUUUGGUUUGGAAAACCGUUAUAGGUCAAGAAUUCUCGUAUUUGGUUACGUACUUCGCUUAGACACUGACAGAAGGAAGAGCUGCGCUCAUUCUGCUGCACUUCUGUAAGUGAAGUAUGUGUACAAAGUUACAACAAACGCAAGAGUAAGAAGCGACCAAAGAGCUUGUAGACGAUCUUACCUGAUAGACGGUCUUCACCACGUUGUACUUGGGUAUAAACGCAGAUAGAAACACGAACCAAAAGGAUCGUUAACUCGCGCCGCGCCGCUAUCUCGCUCAUUUCUUGUCGAUGGUCGCUCUUAGCGUUGUGGUUGUUUAUUUUGUUUUAGUUUAAGGUUUUAAUUGUGAUUAUUAAUACACUUGUUUGGGUAAA
Messenger RNA from Cydia pomonella (codling moth), 2746 nucleotides. RefSeq lists its product as uncharacterized. The record is from RefSeq and is a predicted model, not a curated record. The transcript has 3 exons. Bases 152 to 616 code for a protein of 154 amino acids. Lineage: Eukaryota; Metazoa; Arthropoda; Insecta; Lepidoptera; Tortricidae.